Hydatigera taeniaeformis is the source of this 471-nucleotide messenger RNA. The record is from the annotation of a GenBank genome assembly. Lineage: Eukaryota; Metazoa; Platyhelminthes; Cestoda; Cyclophyllidea; Taeniidae.
GAGCUAAUCUACGACCAACCUCAACGAGGCGUCUUCGCCAUCUUUACAGGCACCCCUGUGAUAAUCACACGAGUUGGACUAUUACAUGGGGCCAAUCUAGCCAGCCUAAAAUCGCGUGGCUUUGGAUCAACUUCCUCCUCUUCUCCAUACUGCCGAGUUAGCUGCGAGGGAAGUUCUUGUACCACUCGGGUGGUGAGAGAGAAUAACAAUCCUGUGUGGAACGAGGCUUUCAUUUUCUAUCGUGCCAGGCCCACUAAACAACCCAUCAAAAUUGAGGUCUUCGAUAAGCGAGCAAUUGGGGCAGAUGAGUUUCUUGGAGAGGGAAUAAUAAACACCCCCGAAUCAUCAGGGAACGGUGAUUUUGAUGUAAACCUCUAUACGAAAUCGAGAGAUGAGAAUAGGAUACGACUAAAAGGCACCAUCUCGGUAUCUCUGUAUACCGUGGACAUGGAGAACUACAUGAACAUAUGA